UCUUUCUACCCCCUAAUAAAUGCCAAUUGUUCUCCAUUCUCAAUCCAUUCAUAACAAAUAAGCAAUCUGAAAGAAAAACGUGCGACAAACACAAAAUAUUCCUCCAAUACAAAAGAGCAAUGGAUUUCAGGCUAAUGGGUUUGGAUUCUCCACUGUUCAACACUCUGCAUCACAUAAUGGAUCUCACAGACGACACAACCGAUAAGAACUUAAACGCUCCAACAAGAACAUACGUACGCGACGCAAAGGCAAUGGCUGCAACUCCAGCGGAUGUGAAAGAGUAUUCAAAUUCGUACGUGUUUGUGGUGGACAUGCCUGGGUUGAAAUCUGGUGACAUAAAGGUUCAGGUGGAAGAUGAGAAUGUGCUAUUAAUAAGUGGCGAGAGAAAGAGAGAAGAAGAGAAAGAAGGUGUUAAGUAUUUGAAGAUGGAAAGAAGGGUUGGAAAGUUAAUGAGAAAAUUUGUGUUACCUGAGAAUGCGAAUGUUGAAGGUAUCUCUGCUAUUUGUCAAGAUGGUGUUCUUACCGUUACCGUUAAUAAAUUGCCUCCACCCGAACCUAAGAAACCAAAAACUAUUCAAGUUAAGAUUGCUUGAUCGGUGUUCGAUUUCAUGUUUGCAAAUCAGAAGGAAUGUAUGUUUUUUUAGUUGGUUUGUGUAGCAGUGGUUUUGUGUGUUUUCUUAGUUGCCUUGCACCUAUAGGAUGCGAUGUAAUCUGUAACAAUAUGAAUCUGAAUGAAUUUUAAUUACCUUGGUUUUUCUGCUAGUAA
This is a messenger RNA of Lathyrus oleraceus (garden pea), 766 nucleotides long. Its product is annotated as 17.1 kDa class II heat shock protein. NCBI's taxonomy places the organism in Eukaryota, Viridiplantae, Streptophyta, Magnoliopsida, Fabales, Fabaceae. The record is from RefSeq and is a predicted model, not a curated record. Bases 120 to 593 code for a protein of 157 amino acids. The transcript has a single exon.